Zingiber officinale is the source of this 1242-nucleotide messenger RNA. RefSeq lists its product as uncharacterized. The record is from RefSeq and is a predicted model, not a curated record. NCBI's taxonomy places the organism in Eukaryota, Viridiplantae, Streptophyta, Magnoliopsida, Zingiberales, Zingiberaceae. Bases 298 to 963 code for a protein of 221 amino acids. The transcript is spliced from 3 exons.
GCCAGCACCUGAAAUCUUCACUCACACUAAAGAGAAGGUCCUCGUUUUUUAAUUAUUACUAUUCUUUUAAUUCUUUUAUUUUUGAGGAAAAAAAUAGAGGGUUAAAUUCGAUAAGAAAGGGAGGAGGUGACGGUUGGUGUGGCAAUCGGAAGCGGAUUCUCCCCGGCCGCCGCUCUGUCUGUUUUCCAUUUUGAUCAGUAACGCGGGAUUUCCGUCGGAGCGCCGCCGCCGUUUUGGUUUAUACUUCAUAUAGCGCCUGCUGAUUGACACGCUGCAGCCGCCGUUGGCAGGUAGGUCAUGGAGAAGAAGAUGCUGAUCGCCAUGAGCUCCCCGAAGGCUAGGCCGCUCGGCGGCCGCCCGUGGAGAUGGGUCAAGACCCUCUUCUUCCUCGCCUCCAUGCUCGUUUCCCUCCUCCUUGACUGCGCGCCUCCGCCUCUCCUCGUCGUCGUCCUCGACUUGCUCUUCCCCGCCGCGCUCAUCUCCGCCGCCGCGGCUGACUCUUCCCUCUCCGCCGCCGCUAUGUCCCACCAGCUCCGGAGCUUCCGCUUCCGCUCCUCGCUGGUCGACCUCCCCCUCGUCUCCGCGCUCCGAUCCGUCUUGAUCCUAUGUGCUUUUCUAGCGUGCGGCGGGAGCCGGGGGGCGUACCUCGGCGUCGCCUCCGUCUGCGGCUCCGCCUCCGUCGUCUACGUCCUGCUCAAGGUCUCCGGCAUGGCAGCGGCGGAGGCGGCGGACAGUUCGCUUCGAGGAGGGGAGCCGCGGCGGGUCCUCUCGGUGGCCGCCGGCGACAACGUGACGGCGGCUGUGGAGGCGCUGUUCCUGGCCUCGGUGGCGAUGGCCGUCGCGCACAUCGUGGUGGCGUACAGGACCAGCUGCCGGGAGCGGCGCAAGAUGCUCGUCUACCGGAUCGACGUCGAAGCGGUAAAAGUAAAAGGAGGACUGAUCAGAGGAGACAUCAAACUAUGAAGCGGUUGACUCACAAUGGAAUAUUAUUAUUAUUAUUAUUAUUAUUAUUAUUAUUAUACUGUUUUAUGUUGCUAGCUGAAGGCUUGGCUUUCACAAAGUGAGCAAUUUUGUUGAGGGAUAAAAAAGAAAACAAAAUAAUCAUUUUUUGAGGAUCGUUUUACUUUGUAUAUAUAUAGCUAUGUAAUUAUGCUUGUUUGGAAGCAGUGUGCAAGCUACGCUGCUCUUCAACAUGUAAUCAAUGUAUAUAUCUUCCCAUUUAUUCCAUUAUUAUUAUUAUUA